Neurospora tetrasperma FGSC 2508 is the source of this 1562-nucleotide messenger RNA. RefSeq lists its product as uncharacterized. The coding region runs from base 1 to 1311 and encodes 436 amino acids. Lineage: Eukaryota; Fungi; Ascomycota; Sordariomycetes; Sordariales; Sordariaceae. The transcript has 4 exons. The record is from RefSeq and is a predicted model, not a curated record. Gene Ontology annotation, molecular function: metal ion binding.
AUGAAAUUCGGUCACUCAUUCAAGGAGGCCCUGCAAGGGGAGAGCUACCCUCAGCAUUGGGUAGACAAAGCCAUUCCGUACGGUCAGCUCAAGAAGCUCCUGGGCAAGGUGCGAGAAGAACUUACUCGCAACGGCUAUGACCCCGAUACUCUUCACAGGCUCUUGGCCGAUCACAACGCAGAGUACAGGCUAAGGGUAGAGAAUUCCCACAUCCUCCGCCCCAAACUGGUAGUCCGCCCCUCGGCCAGUACCAUUUGUCUACGAUCCGAUACGGUUCCGAAGCUCCUCACGGGAGGAGAGCUCAGCACGCCCGCCAGCGCACCUCCCAAGUCGUCGUCUGUACUGCUGGGAAAUCCCACCUCGUCACCCCCGAGUCUGGCGCAAGCCCAGGAUGCUGGAUGGGUUGAUAUUCCUCUGGACUCAGACGCAAAGUUCUUCAACAUCCUACAAACAGAUGUGGUCGAGCUAGACUCGCUGCAAACCCAAGAGCGUCAAUCUAUGAAUGACGGCAUACAGCUGCUUGGCGAUGAGAUUGCACGUCUGGCUCGGCCCCGCAAGGGAGUCAUUCAUAUAGCAAAAUCUGACCUCUACCGUUGGCGUGAGAUUUUUGAACUCUACCUGGCCGCCCAGGUAUUCUUCUCGACUGCCGAGACAGCCACGGGUCCGCGUGAUAGUGAGAAGGCGCGGAAGCAGCUUGUUUGGUUCCAGGAUGAGGUCAACAAACGACAGCUUUUACAAAAAUUCAAACUCAAGGCUAGCGCGGAAGCUUACACACAUUUCCUCGAACUCAACGCAACCCUCCUGAAAAAUUUCAAGUUCCAAGAGCUUAACCGAACAGCGGUUACCAAAAUCAUCAAGAAAUUCGAUAAACAGACGUCAUUGGGUGUGAAGGCAGAGUUCCCAAAAGCCAUGAGCUCUGCCCCCUUCAUCGUUGGGAGUAUUGCCAAAGACAUCUGCUCACAGAUGGCUUGCGAAGUGCUCAGCCGUGUUCCCCAAAUUGUGGAUUACACAUGCACAAUCUGUUACUCGAUCUGCUGGCUCCCCGUGCGACUGGACUGUGACCACAUGUUUUGCAUCCGGUGCAUGAUCAAGAUGCAAACCCGAGAAAAAGAGCUGUGCCCCCUCUGUCGGGCCAAAACCGUGCUAUCUGCGACUGAAGCCCACAUCGACUGGAAAUUGAUGUCCUAUAUGGAGAAGUGGUUUCCUAAGGAAACAAAAGAAAAACAGCGUUACAACGAACUAGAAAGACGCAGGGAAUUGUUGGGCGAGGCCUACGUUGAUACAAACGACGGGCCAUGCAUCGUGAUGUAGACGGUGUACCUUAUCUGCUUGGCUGGCUAUCUUGCCUUUAUGGGUUCCCCCUUAUCACUGAAUCUCAAUCAUGUUGAAAUUCCUUCGAGUUGGGUCACUCUGUGUUUCUACUUUACUAUUGAUGAUGAUUUGGACGUGAUACGCGUGGGAACUUGGUCGGCCAGUCAGCGCUUCACACAAAGCAAAUCAAUCCAAAUCUAGGGUCUGAUUUGAAUUAUUUUGGGAUAUUUUGAAGUCAGAUUUGCGUUGUU